Messenger RNA from Tachyglossus aculeatus (Australian echidna), 2620 nucleotides. It is a transcript of the gene QNG1, whose product is annotated as chromosome X4 C9orf64 homolog. NCBI's taxonomy places the organism in Eukaryota, Metazoa, Chordata, Mammalia, Monotremata, Tachyglossidae. The record is from RefSeq and is a predicted model, not a curated record. The coding region runs from base 100 to 1122 and encodes 340 amino acids. The transcript is spliced from 4 exons.
UUUAAACAUCGUCUAGAAAGGAAGUGUCUGGUCCUUUGCCCCAAAUCGGGACAGAAGCCUGUCUUUUCAUCUCCUUCUGGAAAAGAAAAGUCCCCCGCCAUGGAAGCGCCCCUGGCUCCGAGGGAAUCGGCCCAGUUCAUUGCCGCGAACAGCCAGGAUGUGUCGAUUGAAGGAACAGGGGUGCGCAAAGUGGCCGAGCUGUUGCGGGCCCAGGGCAAUGGCAAAGCGUUCAGCUUGGAGGGCUGGAAGGCCCUUCACGAGCUGAACCCUCGGGGUGCCGAUGAGGACGCCGUCAAUUGGGUGUUCCUCGUGGACACCCUCAACUUUUCCUUUUGGUCCGAAACGGAUGACCGCAAGUGCCUGGUGCAGUACAGAGGCAAAGAGUACAGUGGCUACUGGUCACUGUGUGCGGCUGUCAACAGAGCCCUGGAUGAAGGGAUACCCAUCACGAGUGCUUCGUACUAUGCCUCGGUGACCCUUGAUCAGGUGCGCCAUGUAUUGCGCAGUGACACAGAUGUCCCCAUGCCUUUGAUCCAAGAGAGACACCGCAUUCUCAAUGAGACUGGGAGAAUCCUGCUUGACCGCUUUGGAGGGUCUUUCCUCCACUGCGUGCGAGAGAGCGGUCCGAGCGCACUCGGACUGAUGCGGCUGGUCGUCGAAAGCUUCCCUUCUUAUAGAGACGAGGCUGUGUUCCAGGGAAAAAGAAUUUCGUUUUACAAACGGGCCCAGAUCCUUGUGGCGGAUAUUUGGAGUGUGUUAGAAGGAAAGGGAGAUGGAGACUUCACCGACAUUGCCAGAAUCACUAUGUUUGCCGAUUAUAGGUUACCUCAGGUCCUUGCUCAUCUGGGAGCACUGAAGUACUCUGAGGAACUGCUGAAGAAACUUCACAAAGGAGAAAUGUUCUCCCCUGGGGAUCGACAAGAAGUGGAAAUCAGAGGAUGUUCCAUCUGGUGUGUCGAACUGAUCCGGGAUCAACUUCUGGAACUCACCGAAAAGGAAGAAAAACCGGGCACAGAGAUCAAUUCAAUUUUUCUCGAUUAUUAUCUGUGGGACUAUGCCCGGGAUCAUAGGGAAGAUAUGAAGGGAAUGCCCUUCCAUCGCACACGUUGCAUAUACUAUUGAUCGCAGAGAGCCAAUCAGUCAAAACAAUUGAAUUUCAUUAAUCGGGUAAUUGGGAGAAAAAUCAAAUUACGGAGACCUGGCUUCACAUUUCUCCUCUCAUUCUCCUGUCUUGCACCUUUCUGCUGCCUCGUUAAUUUUGACUCCUCUCUGUGGCUUCGCAUCAGGGGCUGGCGGGGAACACAUCUACCAACUCCAUUAUAUUGGACUCUCCCAAGCAUUCAGCACAGGGCUCUGCACACAGUCAGCGCUCAGUAAAUACCAUUGAUUGAUUCUCCCCCGCUAGACUUUUCUCCCCCUCUAGACUGUCAGCUCCUUGUGGGCAGGGAACGAGUCUACUAACUCUUAUAUUGGACUCUCCCAAGCUCUUAGUACGGUGCUCUGAACCCAGUCGGCGCCCAAUAAAAUACCGCUGGUUGAGUGAGAGAAUGCCGAUAUUUUAUAUUAUUCGUCACACAAUUUUUUGAAAAGUUAUCCAGUUAUAUAUCAACCUUCAUCCCUAUUCAUACUAUUCAUUUAAUUGUGACCCUUUUUCACAUGCUGUGCUAAUGUGGAUUAGUAUAUAAAUAAAUAUAUGCCCUAAUUAUCAUUAUAUAAGGCAAGGAAUAUGAUAGUGCAUUAACAGUUUUUACUGUCUUUGCUAAAAUCAACAAUUCAAAACAACUGUUUCUUAUUAAAAAAUCACUCUGGUUUAUUUAUUGUGUGACUAUUUGCCUAAGGAGUAGUUUUAUUUACAGGCAAACUCAUUAAAAAAAAAUUAGGAUUAUCUCUUGAGGUAAAAUGUAGUUUAAAAAAUACAGUCGGUUGUGCAUCCUAAAUUUGAACUUCUCCAUUUCAAAGGAUUUGAAAAGCAUUAGAGACUUUCUCAGUAUUCUAGCUUUGGGAUGAAAAUCAAAAUUUAAAAUUAUGCAGUCUCUUCUUCUUUUCCCCCUAACUCCCACAUCUCUCCUCCUUUCCUUCCCCGCCCCAUGUUCUCACAUAUGGAUCAGGUUCCCUUCUAGCACUGCCUUGGAAACAUUUUAAUGUAAAGUUCCAGACUCACUGGGCUGAAACGGUUUUAAAUAGAAGUGAAGUCUGGAACCUCCGGGCCGCUGUGUUGGUAUGGCAAACCAGAGGAAUGCUGGAAAUCGUAAAUAUUUUUAUGUCUGUCUCCCCGAUUAGAGUGGAAGCCCCUUGUGGGAAGAGAUCAGAUCACUUCUCUGCAUUGUACUUACCCAGCAUGUAGCACAGUACCUUGCACGCAGACGGCCCUCAAUAAAUACUCUCACAACUACCACUAUUCCUACUACCACUGUUUCCCUGGCUUCAGCAGAGCAUUGCAGAAACCCCAUCAUUUCUCUGGAGUUUGGAUCUAGGAACACCAGAAACCCAAUUUAGCUUCCUGUGUGACCUCGGGUGCCUGUUAUUUUUACCAUUGGGAAAGUACAUUGUGGCAGUGUUCAAAAGGCAAGCUUGCCAGAGAUAGUGGAAAAACAAAGGGCUUGGAUAUUUUACCAAAGGG